Messenger RNA from Cavia porcellus (domestic guinea pig), 1984 nucleotides. RefSeq names its product carcinoembryonic antigen-related cell adhesion molecule 21-like (gene Sperada). Gene Ontology annotation, molecular function: protein tyrosine kinase binding. Lineage: Eukaryota; Metazoa; Chordata; Mammalia; Rodentia; Caviidae. The transcript is spliced from 10 exons. Gene Ontology annotation, biological process: regulation of immune system process; T cell activation; signal transduction. The record is from RefSeq and is a predicted model, not a curated record. The coding region runs from base 603 to 1634 and encodes 343 amino acids. Gene Ontology annotation, cellular component: external side of plasma membrane; plasma membrane; cell surface.
GGGCUUGGACAAAGGGCAGGUGCAGAGAAUGCAAGUCAAAUGAGGGAGAGGGGAUGAGGUAGCUGGGCUAAGGGAAGAAUGGGAAGAAGCCAGGUGAGGGAAGCUUCUAGGUAGGCAGGGAAGGGUGCAGGGCACUCUUCAGUUUCCACUGACAUUUGGGGCUGCUCAAACUUGUGCGGUUACCUGUGCUUUGUGGCAUGUUUAGCAACAUCAGGGGAUUCUGCCCAGUAAGACAAGGAGCAUUCCCUCCCUCAGGUGUGACAAUCACAGCUGUCAACAGACACUGCCAAAUGGCCCUGGAGGGCAAAACCCAGCCUGGCUCAGACUCACUGAUGUCCUGAAGCCUAAUGGAGUGUGUGUGUGGGGGGUGGGGGGUCAAUUACCUGACACCAGGAGUUCCAGACCAGGCGUAUACAGUGACCUCACUACUUUAGAAAUGAAUCGAUCUUUCUAUGGAUUUCAACAAAAAUGUGACUCAGAGGACAUGCAGGUCAUUUCCAUCCCUGCCCACCCAGAACUUCAGCUCCUCCUGAAACUUUGAUCAGAGACCACCUGGUGACACCAGAGACACAGGACAGAGGACAAAGCAGGCAGCAGAGACCAUGGAGUCCCACACAGCCACGUUCCACAGAGGGUUUGUUCCCUGGCAGGGGCUCCUUUUUACAGCAUCACUUUUGACCUUCUGGAGCCCCACUACCACUGCCCAACCAGCUAUUGAAAUACUGCCUGGUGAUAUUAAUAUAGGGGGAAAUGUUCUUCUACGACUCUACAAUGUGACAGUGGAACCUACAGAGUAUAGUUGGUACAGUGGGGGAUCGAUUUCGCCUGCCACAUUGAUUAUGACAUAUACCAGAGAAACUAAUGAGUUCAAUACAGGGGACUCAUACAGUGGUCGAGAGACAAUGUACCCCAAUGGAUCCCUGCUGAUCCAGAAUGUCAACCGAGGCGACCUAGUAAUCUACACCGUACGAAUCAUGUCGCAAAAUGGUUUGUAUGCUGAGCUGUCUGCAGAGAUCCGUAUAACCUCAAAUUUGUUGAAACCCACCAUCCACGCCAGCAACACCGUUCUCAUGGAAGACGAUUCUGUGGUCCUGAACUGUGUCUCUAAAAACGUUGAAAUAACCAUCUCAUGGUUCUUUGAAGGCCACAAUAUGAGGCUCUCAGACAGAAUGACGACGAACGUAGAAGGCAGUUCCAUCACCAUCAAGCCUGUCAAGGUUGAGGAUUCCGGGGAUUAUCAGUGUGAGGUCUCCAAUGGUGUCAAUUCCAGCAGGAGUGACACCAUCAGGUUAUAUGUGACUGGUAAGGCAGUAACACCAGAGCCAGCUGGCUCCUCGCUGGUGACCGGCAUGGGCAUGAUGAUUUUAAUUCUAACUGUGGUGAUUCUGAUGAGUGUCCUGGCAUAUAAAAUGGUUCACAGAAAGACUGGCGGUGAGCAACCCAAGGUUGAAGCACCUGCAGAAAUUAAACCGACAGAGCCAACAGGGCCAACAGAGCCCCCACAGCCUGAACAGCCCCCACAGCCUGAACAGCCCCCACAGCCUGAACAGCCCCCACAGCCUGAACAGCCCCCACAGCCUGAACAGCCCCCACAGCCUGAACAGCCCCCACAGCCAGGAAACCCACCAGUAUGAUCUCACAGAGCACAAACCCUCAAGUCUACCAUCGCAGUCCGGGCCUCUCUGAUAACUCCCCUGACAAGGUGGAUUAAAUUGCAUAUUCUUCCCUGAACUUCAAUAACCUGCAACCAAAGCAAUCAACUUCACACUCCCUGGUCUCUACAGUAUCAGAAAUAGUUUAUUCAGAAGUGAAAAACAAGUGAUGCAACCUAUCCUGUCACAGCACUGCUGACCUACUCCAUGGCCUUCCUGGAGAUUUCUUUACACUUGGAGGAAAAAGAAAAUCAGCCCCCUACUCUGUCAUCCCACAUGCAGCACCUCCAGGCUGCAAGGCCUUCCUCCAAUGUCAAUAAAUAAAAAGGUAC